This is a messenger RNA of Thamnophis elegans (Western terrestrial garter snake), 1098 nucleotides long. Its product is annotated as hepatic lectin-like. The transcript has 6 exons. The record is from RefSeq and is a predicted model, not a curated record. The coding region runs from base 195 to 821 and encodes 208 amino acids. NCBI's taxonomy places the organism in Eukaryota, Metazoa, Chordata, Lepidosauria, Squamata, Natricidae.
CUCUUCCCAACCAACAUCUCAAGAGUGUGCUUCAAGCUCCUUGACAGGACCUGCCCAGUAAGAGCCCAAUUCCAAGCAAAUUUCUUUUUGUCAUUUCUAAGAAGCAGCAACGAAAGAGGGGGAGCUUACGUAUUAUAUUUAAGUUCCUCAAUUCAAGCUGUAAAAACCCUCCCUGAUCGUAAGCUCACUGCACAAUGACUCCCACCAAUGACUGCGAACAGCAAGUGAAUGAUCAAGAAUAUUUAACAGAAAUCGGAGCACACAUGCCAGCAAGAAAAAUUGAGAGAUAUAUCCCACAGUGGAAAUGGACACCUUCUAUGACUUAUGUGCUUUUGGCCAUUUCUUACCUGCUGAUCAUCAUAUUGUUUGGACUUGUGGCAUCCCAAGGAAAGAGCAAACUGCAGCAACCUCUAGAAAGGGUGUACCCAUGUGGAGCCAAAAGCAGAGAAUGGAGACAUUUUGAUGGCGCAUGUUACUACUUCUCCCUCCAACAAGUUAUCUGGCACACAGCAAAGAGUCAAUGUGAAGAACAGAAUUCAGAAUUGGUAGUCAUUACCAAUCAGUAUGAACAGAAUUUCCUCCAGGCUCAAGCCAGAAAUGAGCGCUACUGGAUUGGACUCAGUGAUCACAAUGAUGAAGGGCAAUGGAGAUGGGUUGAUGGCACAGACUACAGAACCAGCUUCAAGUAUUGGUCAGAAGGUGAACCCAAUGACCACAGCAAUAAUGAAGACUGUGCCGAAAUCUAUCAGGCUGGCAGAUGGAAUGAUGUAUCCUGUAAUAUAAAAAAAUUUUAUAUAUGCAAAAAAUCUUUACCUUCCUGAAAAAUCAUGGGCAGAAAAAAUUGAAGGAGAAGGAAAUCACGUACUUUGGAAUCCCAACUAUCCUGCUGGAAUGUAGCUAUUUAUUCACACACACACACACACACACACACAGAGCAUAUCAACUUUGUGUGUGUGUGUGUGUGUGUGUGUGUGUGUAUGAAUAUAUCAACUCAAUCAACUAGCAGAGCAUAACAUAGUAUAGCACAGUGGUGAAAUUUAGCAGAUUCUGACAGGUUCUAGAGAACUGGUAGAGGAAAUUUUGAGUAGUUCAUAGAAC